Messenger RNA from Phytophthora nicotianae INRA-310, 423 nucleotides. RefSeq lists its product as hypothetical. Lineage: Eukaryota; Oomycota; Peronosporomycetes; Peronosporales; Peronosporaceae. The coding region runs from base 1 to 423 and encodes 140 amino acids. The transcript has a single exon. The record is from RefSeq and is a predicted model, not a curated record.
AUGCGCCUUCACUACUUUCUGAUGAUUGUGAUGGCAACUCUUGGCGCAAGCAAUGGUGCUGUCUCGGCAACUAGCGUCACAGGCGACUCCAAAUACGUAAAGACCAACGAGGUUAAACUUCACUUGAUAAAGACUUUCCAGACAGGCACCAGACGGAAACGAUUCCUCCGUACUGGUGACACAAGUAAAAUGGACUACUACUACGACCCGAACAAACGAGGAGUGUUUAUUGAGGACAAACUCGAGAAAUCGCUGACAAACCGAAGCAGAGCGAAUAAGCUGUAUGAAGAAUGGUACAAGAGUGGAUACUCGGCGAAAACGGUGGCCAGUGGUUUGAACCAGGAUGAGAACAGAGAACUCGUAAGGAUUUACAAGGAACUCGCUCAGGGUUAUGCUGCCUAUAUCAAGAAUAAGAGUCUCUGA